AUGUUAAAACAAAUAAUAUCCGAGAAAGCUAUCCACAUUACUUGGCUCAGCGUAGCUAUAACUUUUUGUUGGCCAAUUUCUCUCAACAGUAGUAAAACUCAAGUGUUUAUUUUCAAAGUUUUACAGAUAAUUAGUAUUAUUAAUGUUUCUAUGUUACUUCUGCCGUUGUUAUAUUCGGUUUAUCUGCAUUUCGAUGAUAUUAUCAUUAUCUCUAAAUCUAUUUCUUUGUCAGUAGGCUUGAUUCAAGUAAUCGCACAGACUGUUAUAUGCUUUGUCAAAUACGAUUAUCUGCAACAUGUAGUCGAAGAAAUGAUAAUUUAUGUCAAAGAAGCACAACAAUAUGAAAAGAAAAUUUUCCACAAAUAUAUAGAGAAGUGCCACACAUUUUACGGAUAUUCUAUAGCAUGUAUAUAUCUGACUGCAACCGCUUUCAUAAUAGGACCUGUAUUGUCGCCAGUCUCUUUCCCAGCAGAUGCAGAAUAUCCGUUUCAAGUUAAUUAUAUACCAGUGAAGAUUAUCAUAUAUUUGCAACAGAGUUUAGUUGCUUUUCAAUGCGCUGGACAUGCAUGCUUGAGCAUAUUUGGCGCGCUUUUGCUCUGGUUCGCUUCCGCAAGAUUUGAAUGUUUGGCCGUGGAAUUGCAAAAAACCACAGAUAUUGGUAUGCUGAUUGUUUGCGUUAAGAAACAAUUACAUAUAAGAAGAUACGCAAAAAGAGUGGUAAUUAGUUUUCGCUUUAUAAUACUCUGUGCUAUGGGAGUAAGUAUAUUUUCUCUGACUCUAGGUGGUAUUAUAAUGAUAACAAAGGCACCAUUUAUUGUGAAAGUACAGUUCAUAACUUUGAUUUUGACUCUACUCACAGAAAUUUAUAUGUAUGCCUGGCCUGCUGAUCAUAUGAAGGAUAUGAGUAUAAAUUUUUCAAAAAGUGUAUAUAAUAUAACAUGGUAUGAACAGACAUUGAAAAUGCAAAAAGAUCUAUUAAACGUAUUGAUAUAUCAGCAGCCGAUAAUUCUUUCUAUUAGUUGUAUAUUGCCAGAGCUUUCAUUACGUUAUUAUUGUUCGUACCUGUCCAAUGCUUUCUCUAUCUUCACAGCUAUACGUGUUAUCAUAGAAAAUAAUCCAUCAUAA
Molecule: messenger RNA, 1125 nt
Organism: Apis laboriosa (Himalayan honeybee)
Lineage: Eukaryota; Metazoa; Arthropoda; Insecta; Hymenoptera; Apidae
Exons: 6
Coding region: 1-1125 (374 amino acids)
Biological process (GO): detection of chemical stimulus involved in sensory perception of smell; sensory perception of smell
Cellular component (GO): plasma membrane
Molecular function (GO): odorant binding; olfactory receptor activity
Source: RefSeq, a predicted model, not a curated record